GGUCAUGGGACAAAGCGCCUGCUCACUUGUGCCAACGGUAGCGCGCGUGCGCCCGAGCAGCUGAUCGGAGUUUGUUUCACUGGCCGUUCUGUGCGGGCGGUCUAUGUCGCCGAGAUGCACGACGCGUACGAGUCGGUGCCGAUUUUGGAGAAGCUGCCGUUGCAAAUCGAUUGCAUAGCGGCCUGGGAGGAUAGACUUCUUGUUGGCACUAAGCCAGGACAUCUUCUCCUGUAUAGGAUCAAGAAGGAAUUAGGUAGCAACAGAUUUGAAGUCUUAUUAGAAAAGUCUAACAAGAACUUUUCAAAGAAAAUUCAGCAGUUAUAUGUUGUAUCCCAAUUUAAAAUACUGAUCUCUCUCCUGGAAAAUAAUAUUUAUGUUCAUGACUUACUUACGUUCCAACAAAUUACUGUGGUUACCAAGGCCAAAAGUGCCAGUCUGUUUUCGUGUGACUUAAAGCGAUCUGACAGUGAUGAGCUGAUUCUCAAUAUGUGUGUAGCUGUGAAGAAGAAACUUCAACUCUACUACUGGCGGGACCGAGAGUUUCACGAAACGCAGGCAGAUUUCAGCGUUCCUGAUGUUCCUAAGUCCAUGGCUUGGUGUGAGAAUUCUAUCUGCGUGGGCUUUAAAAGGGAUUAUUAUCUUAUCCGGUUGGAUGGAAAAGGUUCAAUAAAGGAGCUUUUCCCAACUGGGAAGCAACUGGAACCUCUUGUGACUCCUUUGGAUGACCAAAAGGUGGCAGUUGGGCAAGAUGAUUUAACGGUGGUACUGAAUAAGGAUGGAGUCUGCACUCAGAAAUGUGCCCUGAACUGGACAGAUAUUCCACUUGCCAUGGAACAUCAGUCGCCUUAUAUCAUAGCAGUGCUGCCACGAUAUGUGGAGAUCCGUACCUUUGAACCACGCCUGCUGGUACAGAGUGUAGAGCUGCAGAGGCCACGUUUUAUCACGUCGGGAGGGCCUAAUAUUGUUUAUGUGGCUAGCAAUCACUUUGUAUGGCGACUGGUACCAGUUUCAAUUGCAACUCAGAUCCGACAGCUUCUCCAGGACAAGCAAUUUGAAUUGGCCUUGCAGCUUGCUAAAAUGAAAGAUGACUCCGAUAGCGAUAAGUGGCAGCAGAUCCACCAUAUUCAGAACUUGUUUGCUUUCAAUCUGUUUUGCCAAAAACGCUUUGAUGACUCCAUGCAGGUCUUCGCGAAGCUUGGCACAGAUCCCACUCAUGUAAUUGGGCUGUAUCCAGAUCUGUUGCCAGCUGACUACAGGAAACAGCUUCAGUACCCAAAUCCUCUUCCCACGUUAUCCACUGCAGAACUGGAGAAGGCACAUUUAGCACUUAUAGACUACUUGACACAGAAACGAACUCACUUGGUAAAACAGUUGCAUGAUUCAGAACCCUCUACCACGUCACCCCUGGUGGAAGGGACACCAAUCAUCAAGUCAAAGAAAAAAUUGCUCCAGAUCAUUGAUACAACAUUACUGAAGUGUUAUCUUCAUACAAAUGUGGCUCUUGUGGCCCCCCUCUUACGUUUGGAGAACAAUCACUGUCACAUUGAAGAAAGUGAACAUGUACUGAAGAAAGCACACAAAUACAGCGAGCUCAUCAUUCUGUAUGAAAAGAAGGGUCUGCAUGAGAAAGCCCUGCAGGUUCUCCUAGACCAGGCAAAGAAAGCCAAUUCACCACUAAAAGGCCAUGAGCGAACUGUGCAGUACCUCCAACGACUGGGGAAAGACAACUUGAAUAUUAUUUUUGAGUUUUCUCUAUGGGUUCUAAAAGCAUGUCCAGAAGAUGGGUUAAAGAUAUUUACUGAGGAUCUGCCUGAGGUAGAAAACUUACCAAGAAUCAAAGUGUUGGACUUCCUAAAGGAUAGCUGUAAGGAACUUGCUAUUCCAUAUCUGGAACAUAUUAUCUAUAUCUGGGACGAAACUGGGCCAGUCUUCCACAACUGCCUGAUCCAACUAUAUCGUGAGAAGGUGCAAGCCCUGAUGAAGGAAUACCUCAAUUCUCUGCCUGAGGAUGAGAUUCCUGUUCCUGCUGGAAAUGAGGAUGGGGAGUUGGGAGAGUAUAGAAACAAGCUGUUGUGUUUCUUGGAAAUUUCCACACAUUAUCAACCUAGCAAGCUCAUCAGUGACUUUCCAUUUGAUGGGUUACUGGAGGAGCGAGCAUUGCUGAUGGGUCGGAUGGGUCUACAUGAACAAGCCCUUUUUAUUUAUGUUCACAUACUGAAGAAUAUCAAAAUGGCAGAAGAAUACUGUCACAAACAUUAUGACUGGAACAAGGAUGGUGACAAAGAUGUGUAUCUUUCUCUACUACGUAUGUAUUUGUCACCUCCUGAUAUUCAUUGUGUUGGACCAAUCCGGAUGGAGAUACUAGAGCCACAGGCAAAUCUUCAGGCUGCACUGCAAGUACUAGAACUGCACCACAGCAAACUUGACACCACAAAGACUUUGAAUCUGCUACCUGCCAACACGCAAAUCCGGGAGAUCAGAGUAUUUCUGGAGAAUGUCCUUGAAGGAAAUGCUCAGAAACGGCGCUGCAAUCAAGUUAUGAAAGGGCUCCUUCAUGCAGAGUUCCUUCGUAUCCAGGAGCAGAGAAUUUAUCACCAGGAGGUGAAAUGCAUCAUAACAGAGGAAAAAGUCUGUCGGGUCUGCAAGAAGAAAAUUGGAAACAGAGCAGUUGCCCUACCGAGCUGUGAUGCAUCUGGAUUGAAUGCUUUCUGUGGUCCAUCUAUUAAAAAUAGUAAGUGACAUUGUGGGCAUGCU
Molecule: messenger RNA, 2754 nt
Organism: Chiloscyllium plagiosum (whitespotted bambooshark)
Lineage: Eukaryota; Metazoa; Chordata; Chondrichthyes; Orectolobiformes; Hemiscylliidae
Source: RefSeq, a predicted model, not a curated record